AUGAAUGCUGUCGAUGGCUCACAGCAUUAUGAACAGCCCUCGAGUGAACAAAAUCCAUCUCUACUAACCAUCAUUUUGGACACAAAUCCCGUAGCAUGGUCAUUGUUGUCUGGCACACUUUCUCUAUCCAAAGCUGUUGCAAGUCUUCUGGUUUUCAUUAAUGCCCACCUAGCAUGCAACUAUACCAACAAAGUUGCCGUUGUUGCAAGCCACUGCGAUACCGCACAAUGGCUGUAUCCCACUUCAGCCCAGCAGCAUCUUCAGAACGCUAGACAAGCGAAACGGCGCCUGGAUGACAGUGGUCUAGUUGCCAAUGAUCAGCUUUCAGAGCCAACCAAGCGCUUUAGAAUCAAUGGUCCGAAAGAUGAUUCAACCAACGGAAUCAAGCUGAAGUUCAACAUCGAUCAACGCAAACCCAUUGCAAAUAGCGAUAAGUAUAGACCCUUUCGUGUGGUAGAAGAGGAGCUUCUGGACAACUUAUCCAAGCUUCUCUCCACUACUGGUCCCUCUGGGAUCUCGUCAAACACAUCCACGAUGGUAGCGGGUGCUCUGACCCUUGCUUUAAGUUAUAUCAAUCGCCAGAAUAGUGCCUUUGCUGAGUCAAGUGGAGGUGCUACGAAUACUGCCGACUCCGCUCCUCCGAACGCUUCUUCGCGUGCUGCGGAAACCAAUGACAAGAAUCUGCUUCACUCAAGGAUCCUAAUCAUCUCGGUGAGCCCUGCACACGACCUCGCACAUCAGUACAUUCCAAUCAUGAACUCCAUCUUUGCUUGUCAAAGACUCUCUAUCCCUAUCGAUAUAUGCCAGAUUCCAACACCAAACGCUCCUUCCAGCUCGACAGUGUUUCUACAGCAGGCUUCUGAUGCGACAAAGGGCGUUUACAUACCCCUCAGCAACGCUACCUCCGGAGGACUCCUGCAAUAUCUAAUGAUGGCCUUCUUGCCCACUCAGGCGUCCCGCAUUCAUCUUGUACUGCCCACCCGCGUGGAUGUAGACUUUAGAGCGGCCUGCUUCUGCCAUCGAAGAGUGGUUGAUAUUGGGUUCGUCUGCAGCAUCUGUCUCAGUAUCUUCUGCAACCCACCUGAGAAUGGAGAUUGCUUGACCUGUGGCACUCAUCUUGAACUGGGAGACUAUGGUGGGCGACCUAUGGUAGUACCUCGGCAGAAGAAGAGAAAAAAACCGCGAUCAACUUUGGACCCAAGCCGUGUUUCGACACCUACACCUGGCCCAGCAUGA
Messenger RNA from Endocarpon pusillum Z07020, 1236 nucleotides. RefSeq lists its product as uncharacterized. The coding region runs from base 1 to 1236 and encodes 411 amino acids. NCBI's taxonomy places the organism in Eukaryota, Fungi, Ascomycota, Eurotiomycetes, Verrucariales, Verrucariaceae. Gene Ontology annotation, cellular component: transcription factor TFIIH holo complex; transcription factor TFIIH core complex. The transcript is spliced from 2 exons. Gene Ontology annotation, biological process: nucleotide-excision repair; regulation of DNA-templated transcription. The record is from RefSeq and is a predicted model, not a curated record.